Molecule: messenger RNA, 522 nt
Organism: Haemonchus placei
Lineage: Eukaryota; Metazoa; Nematoda; Chromadorea; Rhabditida; Trichostrongylidae
Source: the annotation of a GenBank genome assembly
GGCAGUCUGCGAAUCAGAAGUCAAAUGCUGUUAUUGCUGUCGUUACUCUCAAUCUCUUCUAUCUGUAGCUCAUUCAAAAUACUUGUUAUCAAUCCGAAAUUCGCCUAUAGUCAUAUGAAUUUUUUGGGGCAAGUAGCUGAUACGUUGGUGGAUGCUGGUCAUGAUGUAGUCACACUGCAGCCUUUGAUGAGCACACUUUUCGCUAGCAACGGAACUACCAAAUCUCGUCUCAUUCAAGUGGGCCCGUCCGCGGAGCUCAACGAGUUGCUUCGUAUACAUCAUGCAAGUGCAGUGAAACAGGAUAUAUGGACGAGCAGCCUGAGGAACCCCUUUGCACUACUGGCGGUACGUAUUCUCUUGGCUCACCAAGAAAAAUCUUCGACCAAAAGAAAAACAUUUUGGAUUUAUUUCCGAAAUUUUCCAAAUAAAGAAAGCAACAGCCUUUGGAAGGCUAAUCGGAAAGGGCAACCGUCCAGAAGUACGGUUAUGAGUCACCUAGAACCAAGUGCCAUGUAUAUUUGA